Molecule: messenger RNA, 3417 nt
Organism: Prunus mume (Japanese apricot)
Lineage: Eukaryota; Viridiplantae; Streptophyta; Magnoliopsida; Rosales; Rosaceae
Source: RefSeq, a predicted model, not a curated record
CCACAUGGAACUCCGAGUUUGUGAUCCCUUAGUGUUCUGGUGCUGCUAUUCCUGGUGGCUUACAUGGUCUUGCUUUUCUUUUCGUGCAGCUGCUCUAAUGGUUUCCUGGCUGUCUUAACUCUUGCUGUUUGGUUUUGUAAAUGAUUUGUUACUGGUGUGGUGAUUCUACUGUCCUUCCUUCAGUUUGGGGUUGCUAGUAUUGCAGUCCCUAUGGGUUGGUCUCCCCUUGGUGCGCCACUGUUUUUGGCUAGUUGCUCUUCACAGUUCCUGUCUUUUGACCUGCUUUUACGGUUAGUGCUGCCUUGCUGUAUUAUUAAUGUGUGUUGCUGGCUGUAGACCAUGUUCUUCCUGCGGCUGCGUUGUGUGUUUUAUAGCAGAACAGAUUGCUGUUUGGCUCAGCCUUAUUUUCUCCUUGGUGUUGCUGCAUUAGUUCUCCUAUUUGUUGUUGGUUAGGGCUUUGCAUGUUGCCUCAUGUUGGGGAGAGAAAGAUAGGAAUUAAUGAAGCUGUUGUUCCAGAAGAAAUUGAAAGCUCGUCCUUCAUUCGAUGUAGAUACUAGUGGACUUAAAGAAAGGGGGUGCAGUCAUCAACCCCAACAAUGAUGUCCAAGUUCAAGAGUUGUUUUCGCAAGUUUAAGAGGGGCUUUCGCAAAUGCAACUACUGCUAACGAGGCAGUAAAGCUCCGGUCUUGGCCCCCUACCACACAGGCGAGACAAUCCCUAGUGAUUGUUCCUGCCCCCGCAUCACAAGCACCAUCCAAGUCGAUAUUUUUCACUGAUUCCUCUGGUAGGAGCAAAGUGCAUUUAUCUAUGGGUUUCCUCAAGUCUUCUUCCGGCUUUGAUUUAACCACUGAUUCUUGUACUUCCAAAAAACUUUGCGGCUCCAGUUGAGGCUUGUGUUAUUAUGACCGGGAUUGGAUUCACUUGCAGACCUCAGAAUACACUUUCAGAAUGGCUUUCCAGACAGCCCAACACACACAGGAGAUAAUGGAGCAUUUAUGCUAAAGAUGGGCUCAUGGAGUUGCCGGAGGGGUUGGAGUCUCCAUGGCAGUUUCUCAGCUUCCCUCGCUCAUAAGAUGCUUUCUUAUUAAAAGAAAAGAAACCCAGAGGCCAUGCCCUUCCCAGCUCUUUGAUCAGCCUGUUUACUUCUCCGGCACCCAAUCAAAAGUCAGUCAUUCAAUGACAUACGACGUCUUCCUGAGUUUCAGAGGCGAGGAUACGCGAUUCAACUUUACUGAUCAUCUGCACAGUAAUUUGACUCGGAAGGGAAUUAGAACCUUCAUAGAUGAUGGUCUUAAGAGAGGGGAAGAAAUAUCACCGGCCCUUCUCAGAGCGAUCGAAGAGUCGAAGAUUUCCAUCAUCGUGUUCUCCGAAAACUAUGCAUCUUCGAAGUGGUGCUUGGAUGAACUCGACAAGAUCCUUGAGAGUAAAGAAACAAGGGAGCAAAUAGUUUGGCCUGUUUUUUACAAGGUGAAUCCGUCGGAUGUACGGCAUCAAAGGGGCAGUUUCGGUCAGGCACUUGCUGACUAUGAAUGCGAAUUUAAAGAUGACAUGGAGAAGGUGCAAAGAUGGAGGAGAACUCUUACGGAAGCAGCCAAUCUGUCCGGAUGGUGUUUCAUGAACGGGCAUGAAUCAAAAUUUAUUGACAACAUCGUUGAAGCGAUUUCAUUACAAGUAUUAAACCAUGCGUAUUUGAAUGUAGCAAAGUACCCAAUUGGAAUAGAGUCUCGUAUGCACGAGAUAGAUGAGCUUUUGGGCAUUGGAGGAAACGAUGUUCGCAUGGUAGGGAUAUGGGGCACUGGUGGAAUAGGUAAGACAACAAUUGCUAAAGCUGUUUAUAAUUCCAUCGCCCAUAUGUUUGAAGGUAGCUGUUUUCUAGAUGAUGUUAGAGAAAGAUCGAUGUCGUAUGGAGGCUUAGUCAAACUACAAAAUAUUCUUCUUUCUGAGAUUCUAGGGGUGAAAGAAGUAAAGGUGACCAAUGUUGACAAAGGAAUCAAUGUGAUAAAGAAAAUGUUGAAUGGUAAGAAGCUUCUCCUAAUUCUUGACGAUGUGAAUCAAUUGGACCAAUUAAACAAAUUAGUUGGAAGGUCUGAUUGGUUUGGUUCAGGCAGCAGAAUUGUUCUAACGACAAGAGAUAAGCAUUUGCUAAUUGCUCAUCAAGUCAAUCUAAUAUAUGAGGUUGAGAAGUUAGAUCAUUAUGAGUCCUUAAAGCUCUUCACCAGUUGGAAUUCAUUUUCAAGAACUGGACACUUAAAAGAUGAUUAUGCGAAACUUGCAAACAAGGUGGUAGACUAUGCUGACGGUCUUCCAUUAGCUCUGAUGGUUUUGGGUUCACAUCUAUGUGGUAGAAGUAUUGAUCAAUGGAAAUAUGCAUUAGAUGGUUACAAAAGAGUUCCUAACCGAGAGAUUCAAGAAAUUCUCAAAAUAAGUUAUAAUGCACUAGAAGAUGGGGUGAAGGAAGUUUUCCUUGAUAUUGCAUUUUUCUAUAAAGGUCUAGGCGAGGAUUGUGUGAUACAUGUACUAGAAGAUUGUGACCUCAACCCUAAGUAUGAUCUUGAAGUACUCGUAGAAAAGGCUCUUAUAAAUAUUACAGAAGAAGGCUGCAUUUGGAUGCAUGACUUGAUACAAAAAAUGGGUAAAGAAGUAGUUCGCCAAGAGUCACCAACUGAGCCCGGAAAACGUAGUAGGUUGUGGUUUCACGAGGAUGUUUACCAUGUUUUAACAGAAAACACAGGAACAGAUAAGAUCAAAGGUAUUAUGGUGAAGUUGCCUGCUGGGGUUGAGUCAGAUGAGGUAUGUUUGAAUGCUGGAAGCUUCUCAAAGAUGAAAAAUCUUCGACUUUUUAUAAAUCGUAAUGGGCGCUUGUCUGGGGAAGUUGAUUAUCUUCCCAAUGAGUUGAGGUUCCUUAGCUGGCCUGAAUAUCCAUCACAAUCUUUGCCAGCCAGUUUUAAUCCAAAGAAACUUGUUGCUCUUACUAUGCCUCGUAGCCGCAUUUUACGACUGGAUUUGGAAUUCAAGAGUUUGAAAUUUCUAAAUUUGGAGCGCAGCAAAUUCCUAAGAAAAACCCCUGACUUCUCUGGAGUCCCAAACUUGGAGACGUUGAAUCUAGACGAUUGUACAAGUUUAGUUGAGCUUCAUCCUUCUGCUGGAUUCCUUCAUAAGCUUGUUGAGUUGAGUCUUACGGGAUGCCGUAGUCUUACUCUGUUUCCAAGAAUUGUCAACUUGAAAUCUCUGCUGAAGUUGAAUCUUUACGGUUGCAUAAGUCUUGAGAAUUUUCCUGAAAUUAAGGGGAAGAUGGAAUCUUUGAAAUACCUGAAUCUAUCAAAGACUUCCAUCAAAGAAUUGCCUUCAUCUCAAAAUUGGUUUCAUUUCCUAAAAUGGCGAAGUCUGAAGAUUCAAGGAGUGCAGAAUCACUUGUGA